CCGACUAGAUAGCCCUGGAGGAAGAGGCGGCUGCGACAGCAGCAGCAGCAGCUCCGGCGGCGGCGGCGACACGGGAUUGCGCAGGCGUAGCAACCAAACGCUAGCCGGCGCAAGAGAUGGUGCAGUGCAGGGUUUGAUCACUGCGUUGAAGCACCUGCAAACGUCAAUUGGAAGAGGGAGAACACUUCCUGCCCUGCUUAACUUCUCUCUCUGCCUUGUCAGGAAGAAUUUAUCAACCAUCCAAUGGAAACAGCAUGCAGAAGUUGCGGUUUUGAAUACAAAGAAGUUGGCCCCCCUUUUGCUCUAGUCAAGGCUAAGGUUCCUUGGUCAGCCCGAAGAGGCAAUCUUUCGGAGAAAGAGAGAGUCCUGAAAAAAGUGAAAGGUAUAUUGAACAAACUGACGCUAGAGAAAUUUGAGCUACUCAAGGGGCAACUGCUGGAUACUCGAAUUACUACAGCUGAUAUCUUGAAGGAUGUUACGUCUCUCAUAUUUAGGAAGGCUGUUUCUGAGCCCACCUUCUGUUCCAUGUAUGCUCAACUUUGUUAUGAAGUCCAUGACUACCUCCCGUCAUUCCCUGCUGAAGAACCAGGAGGAAGAAAUAUUAUAUUCAGACGUCUGCUGUUGAACAAUUGUCAGCAAGUUUUUGAAGAUCCUGAUAGCCUAAGGGUGGAGAUUGCAAGACUGACUGGCCCUGACCAAGUGAUGGAAAGAGGGGAUCAGGACAUGAUUUUCAAACUUAUAACACUUGGAAAUAUUCGUCUAAUUGGUGAGCUAAUGAAGGCAAGGAUGGUUCCUGAGAAGAUAGUUCAUCACAUUAUCAAGGAAUUACUAGGGUCUGAUAAAAAGGCUUGCCCUGACGAGGAACACAUCGAAGCCCUCUGUCAGUUCUUCAAUACGGUUGGUAAACAUCUUGAUGAGAACCCAGGGUCUUGCCGAAUGAAUGAUACCUACUUCAUCCAGAUUAAGGAUCGAGUAGCAAACCCUGAGUUGACUCCACGCUCAAAGUUCAUGCUUCUCGAUUUGAUUGCUCUCCGUUCUAACAACUGGGCGCCUCGACGUGGGGAGGUAGGGGAUGUUCCUUGUGACAUUUGGCAUUGGCAAGAUGCAUCCACGAACUAUUUGUCAAACCUCAGCUACAUAAGAGCAGAGACGGAGAAGUUGGAGUCAGAGAUGAAGAGGAUUGCACUUGAGGGACAGCAGAAGCAAACCUGUAAGCUAAGCGAUGAAGACAUGAACGUCACAAGGAUGACUAUGUUGCUCACUGCUUUGUUACAAGAUAACAAGGAUUGCAAGAAUGAGAUACUUAAGGUGUUGAAGCUGACAGUGGCAAUUCUAUUUGCCAUUCUUUGUGUAUGUGUUGUAGGUGUGAUGAAGAAGUGAACACUGAAUCGUUUCAAAUAAUGUACUGUGCUCAUAUUAUAAACCUUGGACCGAUGAUGUUUGGAAACACGAAUUCUGUGCGAUGUGGUGAUUAUGUGUGUCCAAGCAUAUAUUUAGUCAA
Molecule: messenger RNA, 1501 nt
Organism: Lolium rigidum
Lineage: Eukaryota; Viridiplantae; Streptophyta; Magnoliopsida; Poales; Poaceae
Product: eukaryotic translation initiation factor-like
Exons: 7
Coding region: 244-1380 (378 amino acids)
Cellular component (GO): eukaryotic translation initiation factor 4F complex
Molecular function (GO): mRNA binding; protein binding; translation initiation factor activity
Source: RefSeq, a predicted model, not a curated record